Molecule: messenger RNA, 663 nt
Organism: Hyalella azteca
Lineage: Eukaryota; Metazoa; Arthropoda; Malacostraca; Amphipoda; Hyalellidae
Product: keratin, type II cytoskeletal 1
Exons: 2
Coding region: 64-402 (112 amino acids)
Source: RefSeq, a predicted model, not a curated record
UCCGCAUGGAUCCGGCAGUCUUCGGUGGCGCACUCGCACUGCAACAACAACUUGGAAGCAAAAAUGAAUCUGGCUUUGGUAACCUUGACGCUGCUGCUGGCCAUGGCGAUGGUUGCAGGCUCGGACCAGGUCUACGGCACCGCUUCCAGGCUCAUGAGCAGCGACGUGAGAAGCGAUGUUAGUCUCGGACCUGCCGAUGUUCGGGAGAAGAGAGAAGCUGAACCAUCUCGUUAUGGAGGCGGGAGGUUCGGUGGCGGUGGCUUUGGUCGUGGUGGCUUCGGAGGCUUUGGCGGUGGUGGUUUCGGUGGCGGUGGAUUUGGUUAUGGCGGAUUUGGCGGCUUUGGUGGCGGUGGAUUUGGAGGAUUUGGAGGCGGUCGAGGAGGCUACGGCUACGGACGUUAAAAAUUGUUUACUUGCCCCAGGGGCGGAUUUUUUUCCAAUUUCAAGAUUCGUUGUUUUUGCAAUGUCCUCGCGAUCUCCACAUUUAUUUAGUAAGAAGAACAAUUCACUCAUAAAAAGUUCGAUCAAUAUUUCAAUCGAAGCAAAUUUCCUGGCCAAAGAAUGCAAACAAUCGCAAAUUGAAAAAGUUGUGAUGAUUAAGAGAAAUUAGACGCAUAUAUAACGAAAAAUUUUAAUACUCAAUAAACAAACUAUAUAUAUGAA